Molecule: messenger RNA, 204 nt
Organism: Penicillium manginii
Lineage: Eukaryota; Fungi; Ascomycota; Eurotiomycetes; Eurotiales; Aspergillaceae
Exons: 1
Coding region: 1-204 (67 amino acids)
Source: RefSeq, a predicted model, not a curated record
AUGGGCGAGCGCGACUCGGACCGUCGUCGCACAACCGCAACCGGGCCCGCGGAACCAGGAUUCUCUUCCAUGGCGAUGGGCUCGGGUCGGGGCGAAAAUCUGGAUUGGGUUGUGACCCAAUCAAUCUUGGUAGAAGAAAAGGACCCAGAAAUUCAAAAAAUUCAAAAUGGAAAAUGGAAAAUUGAAAGAAAAAUCAUUUCAUGA